Messenger RNA from Cicer arietinum (chickpea), 997 nucleotides. RefSeq lists its product as uncharacterized. Lineage: Eukaryota; Viridiplantae; Streptophyta; Magnoliopsida; Fabales; Fabaceae. The record is from RefSeq and is a predicted model, not a curated record.
UAUGGUGGUAAGUGGGGUUAUAAACAGUGAGAAGGAAGGGGGGGUCCCAAUUAGAAUUUAUUGUUUCCAUUUCUCACAUAUCCGUUUUGUUUUGUAUUUUAAAUUUACAUUAGAUGUUGUUCUGAAAUCUCAUGGCAAGUUUAGACAUGAUGUACAACUCCACCAAACAAAAGGGUCAUCAUCAUAAUAAUAACAACAACAAUAAUCAUCAUUGUGCUCCAAUGAGUCCAAGAAUCUCCUUCUCAAAUGAUUUUGUUGAUAUCCAACAAGCCAUGAAGCAAGAAAGAAGCAUUAGAUCAGAAACAAACACACCUGUUUCUUCAGAUUUUGAAUUUUCUGUCACAAAUUACUCUAUGAUGAGUGCUGAUGAACUUUUCUCAAAAGGAAGAUUGUUGCCUUACAAGGAUAAUUGUAACAAUAAGAUGCAAAGGGUUACCACUACUCUUAAGGAAGAGUUGCUUAAUAAUGAUGAUGAAUAUGAUACUUUUUCUUUAAGGCCUCCUAAGGGUAGGUGGAAGGGACUAUUGGGUCUAAGAAAAAGUCACAUUGGGUCAAAGAAGGUUGACAAGACUGAAGCUUCUCAAAUUACAAGGCCUAAUGAUGGACCUCCAUUUAAUUUCACUUCUCAGGAGCUGGUGAAUGAAGGAAGCUCAAGUUAUUGAGAUUUGGAAUUUGGCAUAUAAGUUAAUUAAUGGCUGAAGGAAGUGUUGAAUUUGUAGAGGAAUGGACCAAAUUUUUUUCUCUUUCUUUUUGUUUUUCCUUGUCUUGUCGACAAGGUGGAGAAAAAGGAAGGUCAUUUUCUCUUUAUUUUAACUUUUUCAUGAUUGGAUUUGUGUUAGGAUUUUGCUUGUCAAUUUGGAUUCUUGUAAUUUCUCUUAGAUCCCUUAGGAAUUAGGAUCUGGGUAUUUUGCUGUACAAAUUAUUUGCUUCUAGUAUUUAUGUAUUUGACAACUUUUUUAUGCCAAAAGAAAAAUCUCAUUUAUUCUUAGCCUUUUCA